Procambarus clarkii (red swamp crayfish) is the source of this 3047-nucleotide messenger RNA. Its product is annotated as aminopeptidase N. Gene Ontology annotation, biological process: peptide catabolic process; proteolysis. Gene Ontology annotation, molecular function: zinc ion binding; metalloaminopeptidase activity; peptide binding. Lineage: Eukaryota; Metazoa; Arthropoda; Malacostraca; Decapoda; Cambaridae. The record is from RefSeq and is a predicted model, not a curated record. Gene Ontology annotation, cellular component: cytoplasm.
AGUCAGCCAUCAGUGAGUGAGUGGCAAGCGUGCAGGGUGGGUAUACUGCUGCUGCUGCUGCUGCCUCCGGAAUAUCGAACUACUUGUACUAAUGGUAAGGAAGAUGCAGGAACAAGUGGUCACGUUGCGGAGGAGGACCCAGAUGCUGCACUCCGCACUCCUUGUCCUACUGUGUUGCCCCUGCAUCUCUUCCACCAUGGUGAGCAGAGGCAGCAGCGUGGCCAACGACACUCAACAUGUCCGCCGACCAUCCAGUGUCCGGCCAGUACACUACACAGUGAAGCUGCAAGCCUUCCUUCACGGCAACCGAAGCAUUCACGGUGAAGUACAGGUGGAGCUGGAAGUUAUCAAGCGUACGUCAGCCAUUAUCCUCCACCUAGCAGACAUCCUCGUCAGAAAUGACACUAUUAAGGUGACAGCCGUCAACAGACGGCAGAAUUACCCUGUGCGGCGGGAGGUGUAUGAUCCUAGGCGGCAGCAGUAUACUGUGCAGCUGCGGUGGCGUCUCCAGCCGGGCAAAGCCUAUCUCUUAGCUAUGAAAUUUGUGGCAUCUCUGGCAAACACUCCUAAGGGAAUCUAUUUCACUUCUUAUAAAGACAGUGAAGGAAACGAGAGGACAAUGGCAGCGACGCACUUCUGGCCCACCAACGCCCGACGAGCCUUCCCCUGUUUCGACGACCCGGCGAUGAAGGCUACCUAUGAGGUCCACAUAGCCAGGGAGAGCCACAUGAUGGCUCUCUCCAACAUGCCUCUGGUCAAGACAACACCCAUCCAGGGCCAGGAGGGCUGGUUGUGGGACCAGUUCGCCACCAGCCUCAACAUGUCCACCUACCUGGUGGCCUUCGCCAUCAUCCAGUACACCUCUCGUUCAGCGACUGCCGCCUCGGGCACCACUGUCAACGUGUGGGCCGAGGCUGCUGUGUUGGACAAGACCAGUCUGGCCCUCGAGGCUACCGCCUUCAGUCUUACCUUCUUCGAGUCCUACUUCAACUUACCUUAUCCACUACAGAAGCUGGACCUCGUCGCCCUGCCAGACACCCCGUAUGAUGGCAUGGAGAACUGGGGCCUUAUAUUCUAUAGGGAGUCUGAGUUCCAGUGGGAGGUUGAGACGUCAACAGCGGGUCGCAGGAGGCAGAUGUGUGAGCUGGUGAUGCACGAGACGGCGCACCAGUGGUUCGGUAACCUGGUCACCUUCAAGUGGUGGACUGACCUGUGGCUCAGCGAGGGCUUUGCUACCUACAUGGCUACUCUUGCUGUUCAUAAUUUCGAGCCUUCUUGGGGCAUGCUGGAGCAGUUCGUGGUGACGAGGCAGCAGAAGGUGAUGCAAGUGGACGCCCUCUUCGCCUCUCACCCCAUCACCCUCCCCGUUAAGCAACCUCAAGAUAUAGAACAAGUUUUCUUCGAGAUUCCCUACAAUAAAGGCGCGGCUGUCAUACGUAUGAUGGAACACUUCCUCACGCUUGACACCUUUAAGAAGGCCAUCUCUAAUUACCUCUCCGCCAGGAGCCAGAGUAAUGCUGACCAGGACGACCUGUGGGCCUUCAUGACCACGGCGGCGCACGAGGACGGUUCUCUCCCACAGGAGAUUACCGUCAAGACUGUGAUGGACACCUGGACCCUGCAGGAGGGCUUCCCCGUUAUAACUGUCUACAGGUACCAUAACGGCUCUGCUAAGCUCACUCAGGAGAGGUUCGUGGCUGGCGACGCAGCAGCUUCGCCAGUGCCUGCCUCCCGGUGGUGGGUGCCCGUGACCUUCACCAGCCAGAAGCGUCCCUCCUUCGUGCACACCCGCGCCCAGACCUGGCUCAGUAGCCACGCCAACCACGUCACCGUCACCGGUCUUCCACCCCCACAGUUCUGGGUCAUCUUUAACCUCCAGAUGACGGGGUUUUACCGCGUCAACUACGACGAGUAUAACUGGAACCUUUUGGCCUACCAGUUGGCCGAGGACCACAGCAUCAUACACGUUACAAACCGUGCCCAGAUCAUUGAUGACGCUCUCACUCUGGCCAGGGCAGGCUUCCUGUCAUACGAUUGCGGCCUAAACGUGACAGUUUAUCUGAAGAAUGAGCGGAGCUACGUGGCCUGGAAGGCGGCCUUCAACAACAUGCAGUUCCUACACAGAAUGAUGAGACACACGCCUGCCUACGGCGCUUUCAAGGAUUAUAUGUUGUCCAUAUUGGAGCCGGUGUACGAGUCUUUGGGGUUCGAGGACGGACCCGAGGACGACCUCCAGACAUUGUUGCUACGAAGUGAAGUGGUUCGUUGGGCGUGUCGUCUCCGCCUCGCAGAUUGCAUUGAUAAUUCAGUUCGUCUUUUCAAUAAAUGGAUGACAGAUCCUGAAAAUUCUACAGUAGCGCCCAACAUGGCGGAGACUGUGAUGUGCUCAGCGGUGCAGGAGGGAGGCCAGGCGGCGUGGGAGUACACCUGGCAGCAGCUCCACCACGCCUCCACCAGCCCCGACCUGAGGGACGCCAUGCGCAGAGCACUCGGCUGUUCCUCUCAGGUCUGGUUGCUUGCCAGGUACCUGGAGGCAGCCUGGGGUGGAGAAUCUGGUCUUCGAUGGCGUGAAUUCAGCGAAGUAUUGGAGGCGGUUGCCAGCAGCGACGCGGGUAGCUUCCUUGCCUGGCACUAUUUACUGGAGAACUGGUCCAGAGUGACGCAAUUCGUUGGAGGAGACUCCUCGUCGCUGGCAAGCAUGGUAGAGGCCGCCACCAGACACUUCAACACCGCCUACCAGCUCCAACAGCUGCUGCAGGUGAUGACGGAGGGAAGGGCAGGUUCACGAGCCGGGAGGCUAGAGCGGGCACAGAGACUGGUCUUGGAGAAUGUACGGAACAACAUAUCGUGGAAGAAGAGAAGCUUCUCCACUAUAGUGGAAUGGCUGAGCCAGCGAGGCUUCUCUCCAACCCUCCACCAGGCUAGGAAGAGACGCAGGCUCACAUUGGUAAAAUAAAGCAUGUUAUAUUUUAGCCAACUUACAAAAAAAAAUUUAUAUAAAUUUAAUGUCAAAUCGUGAACUGCCUUAAUAAAAAUCGUAACAUUUA